CUCUAAGACACGAGGCGCCAGUUUCGUCAUCCCGCUCCGCCGCCCUGAAAUUGCGCCUCCCCAAUGUCAGGCACCGGGCCCAAGGGCGCCCCGCCGCCGCCGCCGCUGCCUCCGCGCGCUCCCUAUCUAGACACGCCUCCACCCUACACGGAAAUCGACCAUCAGGGCAGCGGGCAUCCGCUGCACGCCCUGAGUUCUCGCGAUCCACGCUCCUCGUCCACCCAGUCGCUCACGCCAGCCACUCGCCAUGGUCGUCGCAAGCUGCUGCUCAUCUACAUCCAUGGCUUCAUGGGCAACGAGACUAGCUUCCAGAGCUUCCCCGCACACGUCCACAAUGUGCUCACCGUGACCUUACGUGAGACUCACGUCGUACAUACCAAGAUCUACCCACGCUACCGCUCCAAGAAUUCCAUCCACCUUGCAAGUGAAGCUUUUUCCACAUGGCUUGCCCCCCACGUCGGCCAUGACACCGACACCAUCCUCUUGGGCCAUUCCAUGGGCGGCCUCUUGUCCGCAGAAGUCGUCUUGCUUCCACCACGCAACCCUAUGCAGGGAAAUGUCUUUCGCCAUAGGAUCCUUGGCACCAUCAACUUCGAUGUUCCCUUUCUAGGUAUGCAUCCGGGCGUCAUCGCCAGCGGCCUAGGAAGCAUUUUCAAACCUGCCGACGAUAAGUCGCCGGACAAGAGCCAGGAAACUAGCCAUUCGAAUGGCUCAUCGGACUACUUUACAUCUAACAAUGGCAGUGCAAGUACGCCUCCCAGUAGGAUGGAUACGCUGUUUAACCCCCCCACCCCGGAUCCGAACUACAACCCAGCUUUCCCGAAUGAUGUGAUUCUCCCUGUCCGUAAGGGAUGGGGCAGUGCUCUGCACUUUAUCAACAAGCAUUCCGAUGGCCUCAUUCAGGCCUCCAAGCAGCUUGUCAAAUCGCACCUUGAGUUUGGAGGCGCAAUGGCCGACUACCCCAGUCUUAGAACCAGGUAUGCGCGCAUCCGCGCUUUAGAGGAAGACGACGAGACAAAAAGAAGGGCUGCAGUACAGGGCGGCUGGCAGACGCCACCAAGAGUACGGUUUGUAAAUUACUACACGGCGAGCACAGGGCGACCGAAGAAGCCAAAGAGCCCCAGCGUAACGCCUAAUGCACACACACCCGAUGCGGACACGAGAGGUGUUCCGGCCGAUAACAGACUGUCGACGUCGAGUUUCAACUCAACCACAACACCCUCGCAGAAUCGCCAACUCACAGAGAGUCGCUCGUAUUCAUUAAGCACAGAAACCUCCGUGUCAGAAGGCCACGAACAGACAACCGCGCCAAAAAUACCAGAAGGGCCGGAACAUGGCAGUCCACUUUCGGCCCCUUCAUCUUCCUCAGACGCCGACUCAACGGUACACGAGCCCGACAUGCAACAUCUGGACCCCAUGCCCAUGGAAGAACCCGAAGAACACAUUGCUGCGCCAACUGCCGAGCCGUCCGCCGACCGGCCCCAAGACGUCCCGACAGAGCCGCCCCUCCCACCUGAGCCGGCCGAACCGGCACCGCUGACUAUCCCGCCGGACGCGUCCAAGGACGAGCGGAAAGCUGCGGAAAAGGAACACGAACGCGUCGUCAAAGCGUACAAGCGCGCCGUCAAAGAGCGCGAGCACGCACUUAAAGAACGCAAGAAGGCGGAAGAAAAGCGCGUAAAAGAAGCGCGGAAAGAGGAAGAGAAACGCGCAAAGGAGCAGCGGAAGGCGGAGGAACGGGCGGCGAAGGAGGAGGCGCGGAAAGCCAAGGAGGCGGAGAAGGCAGCGGGGCAAAGCGGCGGCGGCGCGGAGGGCCCGGCGGAGGGCCCGGCGGGGGAGACGCGCGCCGACGCGGAGAAAGAGGAGGUGCUCACGGGCGAAGCGCUGCGGCUCGAGAAAGAGCGGCAGCGCAUGCGCGCCGAGGAGCGACGGAUGGCGCAGGCGGAGAAAGAGCGCUUGCGCACGCAGCGCCGCAUGCUAGGCUUGCCGCCAGAAGACGACGACGACGAUGACGGCAGCAACGGCGAGAAGGCUGUUUCAGCAGCACGCGACGCUGACGACGCCGUUCGGCUGGACCGCGGAGGCGGCGGCGCGCCAGUUUCAGCACCAGCACCAGCACCAGCACCAGCACCAGCGCCAGCGCCAACGCCAACACCGGCGCGGACCUCGACGCCGAGCGCUUCGGCGACGGCGGCGGCUACGGCCCCGCCUCCGGCUUCGCGCUCCCCGCAGCAUGCAGCAUCAGCGUCAGCAGCAACGGCCUCAUCCCCAGCUCCCACAGCAGCGGCAACGCGCACACACUCCGCGCCCAGCACAGCCGCGCCGUCCAUCCGCAGCACCACGCCCAGCACCGCGACCACGGCCGGCAGCACCAAACCCCCCAAAGACCGCAAGUUCUGCAUGCUGCCGUGGUCGGCUGUCUCGGCGGCCGGGUUCGGCGGCGGCGGCGGCGGCAACGCGAGCGCAAAGCAAGCGCCCGACCCGGCGUGGGUGCGCGUGUACAUGCCGGGCGUGGACGAGGUGGGCGCGCACUGUGGGCUUUUCUUCGUGGAUGCGCGCUAUGAGCGCUUGGUGGGGGAUGUGGCGGAGAGGAUUGAGCGGUGGGUGGGGGAGGAGGUGGGGGGGAGGGUGGCGCUGGAGAUGGAGAUGGAGGGGGGUGGAGGUGGGGAUGGGGGGAAGGGGUAG
Messenger RNA from Aplosporella prunicola CBS 121167, 2685 nucleotides. RefSeq lists its product as uncharacterized. Lineage: Eukaryota; Fungi; Ascomycota; Dothideomycetes; Botryosphaeriales; Aplosporellaceae. The transcript is spliced from 2 exons. The record is from RefSeq and is a predicted model, not a curated record. The coding region runs from base 64 to 2685 and encodes 873 amino acids.